Molecule: messenger RNA, 357 nt
Organism: Triticum turgidum subsp. durum (durum wheat)
Lineage: Eukaryota; Viridiplantae; Streptophyta; Magnoliopsida; Poales; Poaceae
Source: the annotation of a GenBank genome assembly
AUGGGCGCGAGCCUCCUGCAGGCGGUGGCGGCGCUGGUGAGCACGUGCACGCGGCGGCUGCAGCGGGCGGCGAGGAGGAUGGGCGCCGGCAACGGCAACGGCAAGCCGGCCGUGGCGCCGUGGAGGAAGGCCUUCUCGCUGCCGACGGGCAAGGGGAAGGCGGCGGGGCGGGAGGAGGAAGAGGGCGGGCUGUGGAGGAAGGAGAUACUCAUGGGCGAGCGCUGCCAGCCGCUGGAGUUCUCCGGGGUCAUCUACUACGACGCCGACGGACACCGCCUCGCGCAGCCGCCCCGGUCGCCCAUGCGCAGCCCGCUCCCGGCGUCCUUUAAGCUCGCUGCCAACGCCGGCGUCUGCUAG